AUGUCCACAGAUAUACGCUCGGAGAUAGAAAGCAAUCCGGAACUGUAUGGGCUGCGGCGGUCUGGAAGGGCCAGAUCAAAGCCGUUGGGCCUGGCAGAGUUUUCUGACGAGGAGGACGAGGAUUACACGGCAAAGAAGACGACGCGUCAGAAACGCGCGUAUUCAGAUGAGGAAGCCGCCUUGGACGACGACGUGCUGGACUCGGACGACUCGGAGUACGGCGGGAAGAAAAAGAGAGGCAGGCCUCGGAAGAAGAAGCAGCCUGCGUACAAGCCAUCGGAACAGUUUCCUGGGUUCACAGAACUGCGGUUGUCGAACAGAAGCAACCGGGCGGUGAAUUACGCUUUGGACGCCGACGACGACGAUUUUCUGGAGUCCGAGGACGAGGACGGAGAGGCUCCUGGAGAGUAUUAUUCUGCAGAGCCGGAAGAGGUGGCUCCUGAGGAGGGGAUUGACCAGGUUCUGGACCACCGUGUGAUCGGCGAGGAGUCGGACGACGUGCUUGCGAACGGAGACCCUAAAAAGGAUUUUGAAUACAUGAUCAAGUGGACCAACACGUCGCAUCUGCACAACACGUGGGAGACGUACGACGCGAUCAAGAGCAGGAACGUCAAGGGCAUGAAGAAGGUCGACAACUACAUCAACUUGUACAUUAUCAACGACAGAGAAAUCCGCAAAGACCCGUUUGUCACGAGAGAGGAUAUCGAGCAGAUGGAGCUGGAAAACGAGACCAGACGCGAGAAUUUGCAGGAGUACAAGAAGGUGGAGCGGAUCGUCGACAGCGAGCGGGUCACGCUCGAAACGGGCGAGUCCGACCUGCGGUACUUGGUCAAAUGGAAGCGGCUGAACUAUGACGAGUGCACGUGGGAAUCGGGCAGCGAGAUCGCGCCGCUGGCGCCGCACGAGGUGACCAAGUUCCAGAACAGACAGAACUCCAAGAUUCUGCCGGGUCUCUCUGCGUCGUACGGCUCCAACAGGCCGCGAUUCGAGAAGCUGACGUCGCAGCCGCUGUUCAUCAAAAACGGCGAGCUGCGCGACUUCCAGCUGACGGGGCUCAAUUGGAUGGCGUUUUUGUGGUCACGCAACGAGAACGGCAUUCUUGCCGAUGAGAUGGGGCUCGGAAAGACCGUCCAGACAGUGUCUUUUCUGUCGUGGCUGAUCUACGCCAGACGGCAAAACGGCCCGCAUUUGGUGGUCGUGCCGCUGUCGACGGUGCCUGCGUGGCAGGAGACCUUCGAUAAGUGGGCUCCGGACGUCAACGUGAUCUACUACAUGGGCAACACCAAGUCCAGAAAGGCGAUCCGUGACUACGAGUUCUACAUUGGCGGCAACCGCAAGAAGGUCAAGUUCAAUGUGCUUCUGACGACGUACGAGUACAUUUUGAAGGACCGUGCGGAGCUGGGAAGCUUCAAGUGGCAGUAUCUGGCUGUCGACGAGGCGCACCGGCUGAAAAACGCCGAGAGCUCGCUCUACGAGAGUUUGAGCGAGUUUAAGGUGGCCAAUCGACUGCUCAUCACGGGAACUCCCUUGCAGAACAACCUCAAGGAACUGGCUGCGCUCUGCAACUUCCUGAUGCCGGGCAAGUUCCAGAUCGACCAGGAGAUCGACUUCGACACGCCUAAUGCCGAGGCCGAGGGCUACAUCAAGGCGCUCCAGGCUGCCAUCAAGCCCUUCAUCCUGCGCAGACUCAAAAAAGACGUCGAGACGUCGCUGCCCGGCAAGACCGAGCGUAUUCUCAGAGUCGAGCUCUCCGAUAUCCAGACAGAGUACUACAAGAACAUCCUCACCAAGAACUACGGCGCCCUGAACCAGGGUCCGCGCGGGUCGCAGAUCUCGCUGCUCAAUAUCAUGGCCGAGCUGAAAAAGGCCUCGAACCACCCGUACCUGUUUGACGGCGUCGAGGAGCACGUGCUGGCCAAGGUGGGCUCGCACUCGAGGGAAAAUAUCCUCAAGGGCCUGAUUAUGUCUUCUGGAAAAAUGGUGCUUCUGGACCAGCUGCUCAACAAGCUCCACAGAGACGGCCAUCGCGUGCUCAUUUUCUCCCAGAUGGUGCGCAUUCUUGACAUCAUCGGCGACUAUCUGCAGCUCAAGGGCCACUCUUUCCAGCGUCUCGACGGCACCAUCAGCUCGCACAAGCGACGGCUCGCUAUUGACCAUUUCAACGCGGAAGGGUCCAAGGACUUUGUGUUUCUGCUAUCCACCAGGGCUGGCGGUUUGGGCAUCAAUCUCAUGACCGCCGACACGGUGAUCAUCUUCGACUCCGACUGGAACCCGCAGGCCGAUCUACAGGCCAUGGCCAGAGCACACCGUAUCGGCCAGAAAAACCACGUGAUGGUGUACAGGUUUGUUUCGAAAGACACGGUCGAGGAGCAGGUGUUGGAGCGGGCGCGCCGGAAGAUGAUAUUGGAGUAUGCGAUCAUUUCGCUGGGCAUCACGGACAAUAACAAGUCGAAGACGAAGGCGGAGCCGACGUCUGGCGAGCUGAGCGAGAUCCUCAAGUUUGGAGCCAGCAACAUGUUCAAGUCGAACGACAAUCAGAAGAAGCUCGAGAAUCUAGACCUGGAGGACGUUCUGAACCAUGCUGAGGACCACGUGACCACGCCGGACCUGGGCGAGUCAAAUCUGGGCGGCGAGGAGUUUCUGAAGCAGUUCGAGGUGACCGACUACAAGGCCGACGUGGACUGGGACGAUAUCAUUCCCGAGGAGGAGCUGAAAAAAAUCAAGGAGGAGGAAGAAAAGCGCAAGGAGGAGGCAUUCCUUCAGGAGCAGAUCGAGAUGGCCUCGAGAAGGCGUCUAGCGGCGGUGAAAAAACCAGAGUACGAUGAGCAGGACGACGACGAGGGCCCGUCGCGGCGCCAGAAAAAGCUUGACAUGAACAACCUGACCGAGUCGCAGAUCAGAAACGUGUACAAGGCGAUCUUGAGAUACGGUGACAUCAGCGAGCGGCUGGAGGAGCUUGUGGCCGACGGAACGCUGCCGAACAAGAAUAUCAAGAUACUGGACCAGUGUCAGCGGGAAAUCAUGAAGACCAGUUCGCAGCUCGUGGCAGAGUACGAGGCAAAGCGUGCGGAGGAGCUGAAGGAGCUGGAGUCGAAGGCGAUGGAGGAGAAAGAGCAGCUGGCAAAGCUGCCUCCGCGAGCAGACGGCCAGCCUCAUCCGACGCCGGCGAUGCAGUUGUACAGCGCUAGAAAGCGCGACAAGAAGGCGAUUUUGUUCGACUACAAGGGUGUCAAGAAUAUGAACGCGGAGGUGGUUCUCAACAGGCCGCAGGAGCUAAAGCUUCUGCGUAGCGUAAUACCUGCAGACGACCCAAUGAAGUUCAAGCUAACCAAGGAGCCAAAGCCAGUGAAUGGCUGGUCUUGCAAGUGGACUAUCAAGCAGGAUACUAUGUUGUUGAUUGGCGUGUACAAAUUUGGCUAUGGAGCAUGGACGCAGAUUAGAGACGACCCGAUACUGGGGUUGCAAAAUAUGAUGUAUUUGGAGACGCCGCCGGCUGGCGCCUCGAAGGAAGAGAAGGAGAAGAUGAGCAAGCGAAUCCCGGCAUCGAUCCAUUUGGUGCGGCGCACAGACUACCUACUGGGAUUUUUAAAAGAGAUACAGAGCAAUGCUGGAUCUCACACCGAGCCAAAAGAGCCAAAGAAAAAUAGCCGGCCCAAAAAGACCACCAAGAAGUCGAGUACCCCGGACGUGGAAUCCAAAAGCGGCACUCCAAAGCCUGUUGGGUCUGGCGCCUCGUCUCCAACGUCCUCGCAGCCUACAUUGUAUCAGGUGAUGAAAAAUAAUAAGAGUUCUUCUCCAGAAGCACAGAAGCAGAAGAAGCCGGCCUCCAGUGGAACCAAGAGCGAGCAUGACCUGCUGAAGCCUGUGGACAAGGACCUAAAGAUCUGGGAGAGCAAGGGCAAGGGUCUGGAUAAGGCAGAAUGGGGGUCGAAGCUGAAAAGCUCUCUGAUCAGCAUUGGCAACCAGAUCGAGAAGGUGUCGAAAAACGACGCCAAGCUGAACGGUAAAUUGUGGGCCAUGGCACAAAAAUCGUGGCCAAAUGCGGGCGUGAGCUCAGAGCUGAUCAAGAAGAUGUAUCUGAAGAAGGUGGGUCAACAUAAAUAA
This is a messenger RNA of Ogataea polymorpha, 4104 nucleotides long. RefSeq lists its product as uncharacterized. The record is from RefSeq and is a predicted model, not a curated record. NCBI's taxonomy places the organism in Eukaryota, Fungi, Ascomycota, Pichiomycetes, Pichiales, Pichiaceae. Gene Ontology annotation, cellular component: nucleus; chromatin. The coding region runs from base 1 to 4104 and encodes 1367 amino acids. Gene Ontology annotation, molecular function: histone binding; ATP hydrolysis activity; ATP-dependent chromatin remodeler activity. The transcript is spliced from 2 exons. Gene Ontology annotation, biological process: regulation of transcription by RNA polymerase II; nucleosome organization.